AUGCAUCUCCACACUCUGCAUCGAAGCGCUUACUACUUUGCGUCAGCCUCCAUUGCUCCACGGAGCACAAGCAGCGGCGUCUCCCACGUCUGGUCCAUCCUUGGUCCCAUCAUUAUCGCCCUUGUCACUCUCGUCCUCGUGCUCCUACUUAUCCUGUGGUUAAAGCAUCGCCUUUCCACUCGCAGACUGAGCCUCUCGGCCCAAGGCGAGCUCGCACAUUUCAGAUCAGGUUCACUUCGCAGGAUGAACAAGAACCACGAAGCUGCUCCAGGUGUGCAGAAGCGACCAGGUCAAUCGGCAUUCGUCGGUCGAUCUCCCCUCCCAGAUGCGGACCAAUUCGGAAUGUACGAUUUUGGAUUGAUCACCAAACCUAGACUGUCAUACAAUAGACCAUGGAGUCGGCCUGGGCAUGACGAAGAAGCACAAUCUGGUCCUGAUGUUGGAAGAACUACUCCCGCAUGCAUUCAGAAGUAG
This is a messenger RNA of Sphaerulina musiva SO2202, 474 nucleotides long. RefSeq lists its product as uncharacterized. The coding region runs from base 1 to 474 and encodes 157 amino acids. The record is from RefSeq and is a predicted model, not a curated record. Lineage: Eukaryota; Fungi; Ascomycota; Dothideomycetes; Mycosphaerellales; Mycosphaerellaceae. The transcript has a single exon.